Molecule: messenger RNA, 3163 nt
Organism: Anopheles bellator
Lineage: Eukaryota; Metazoa; Arthropoda; Insecta; Diptera; Culicidae
Product: calpain-A-like
Exons: 8
Coding region: 101-2584 (827 amino acids)
Biological process (GO): proteolysis
Cellular component (GO): cytoplasm
Molecular function (GO): calcium-dependent cysteine-type endopeptidase activity; calcium ion binding
Source: RefSeq, a predicted model, not a curated record
GUGAAUUUUAAGUAAUUUGUGCUGAAUUUGAGCAGCUCGCAUAUCGCCCGCAGCAGAGUGGUAGUGUUCUCUCGUCGACUCAGUAGAACCGGUUGUGACCAUGGAUGAGUUAAAGGGCCUCCUCGGUGGGGCUGGUAGGCAGUUGUUCGAUGCGGCCGGCCAAGCGAUAACCAGCGCCGCCACGGAGUACAUCGGAAACGUCAUCAACGAGAUGUUCGUCAAAAAAGAAUCCGACACCAAGCGCUUCCUGCCGAGCAUUAAGAACAUGAAAGUGCUCGGGGAACGUGCAGUGGGCUCGCGAUCCAGUGCCGAUGUGCAGGACUUUUACCAGAUUCGCCAAGAGUGCCUCGAGAGCGGGUCCCUUUUCGAGGAUCCCGAGUUCCCGGCAACUGCUUCCUCGCUGCUGUACUCGAAGCGACCCGAUCGGCACUACGAGUGGCUGCGUCCGCACGAGAUUUGCGAUAAUCCGGAGUUCUUCGUCGAAGGCUUCUCGCGGUUCGAUGUGCAGCAGGGUGAGCUGGGCGACUGCUGGCUGCUGGCCGCGUGCGCCAACCUGACGCAGGAUCAGAAGAUGUUCCUGCGCGUUGUGCCGGAGGAUAACAGCUUCGAGGACGAGUAUGCCGGUGUGUUCCACUUCCGCUUCUGGCAGUACGGCAAGUGGGUGGACGUGGUGAUCGACGACCGUCUGCCGACGUACCGUGGGCAGCUCAUCUACAUGCGCUCGUCGGAGCAAAACGAGUUCUGGAGCGCCCUGCUUGAAAAAGCGUAUGCCAAGCUGCACGGUUCGUACGAGUCCCUGCGCGGUGGCACGACGUGCGAAGCGAUGGAAGAUUUCACCGGCGGUGUGGCGGAAAUGUACGAUCUGAAGGAUCAAACGCCACCGAACUUGUUCGAGAUCAUCGAGAAGGGCUUCAAGCGUAACUCGAUGUUUGGCUGCAGCAUUGAGGCGGAUCCGCACGUGCUGGAAGCGGAGACCCCCGAGGGUCUGAUUCGAGGCCACGCGUACUCCAUCACGAAGAUUCAGCUCGUGGACAUUGAGACGCCGGGUCGCUCGGGGAGGAUUCCACUGAUUCGCCUGCGCAACCCGUGGGGUAACGAGGCCGAGUGGAACGGCCCGUGGAGUGACAAGUCCGCCGAAUGGCGCUACAUCCCGGACGCGCAGAAGGAGGAGCUGGGCCUAAACUUUGAUCACGAUGGCGAGUUUUGGAUGUCGUACCGUGAUUUUACGCGCUACUUCGACCGAAUGGAGAUCUGCAACUUGAGUCCGGACUCGCUGAGUGACGAUCAGCUGAACCGUGGCAAGAUACGCUGGGAAAUGUCAAUGUUCGAGGGCGAAUGGGCCAUCGGCAGUACGGCGGGCGGGUGCCGCAACUACCUCGAUACCUUCUGGCACAAUCCGCAGUACGUAAUGCGACUGGACGACCCGGACGAGGACGAUGCGGAGGGUAACUGUACCGUGAUCAUUGCACUGCUGCAAAAGAAUCGACGAUCGCGCCGAAACAUGGGCGUCGAGUGCCUGACGAUCGGUUUUGCGGUGUACCGUGUAACGGAGCGCGAUCUGGCGCAGAAGCCACUGAAGAUGAACUUUUUCAAGUACAACGCUUCGGCCGCCCGCUCGCCGGCCUUUAUCAAUCUGCGUGAAGUUAGCUGCCGGUUCAAGCUUCCGCCCGGUUCGUAUGUCAUCGUUCCGUCCACCUUCGAGCCGAACGAGGAAGGCGAAUUCAUUAUCCGUGUGUUCUCCGAAACUGCCAACGGUAUGAUGGAGAACGAUGAGCAUGUCGGUGUCGGCGACCUCGAUGAUCGGAUUGCACCGGACGACCCCGGCUUUCACCAACCGUCGCCGCAGCGACAAGCCAUGGAACGUCUGUUCCUGGAUGUGGCCGGCGAGGACGGUGAGGUCGAUUGGGUCGAGCUGAAACGCAUUCUCGAUCACUCCUUCCGCGACGAUCUACCGAAAACGUCUUCACUGAACGGACUAAACCGCCAGACGUACGCAUCGACGCAGAACGCGGACGGUCCGGGUGGUCCUGGUGGCCCGGGGGGUCUCGAGGAUCUGCUGGGUAUGCUGAUGAACAUGUGCUGCAAAGGAGUGCUUGGCGGCGGCGAGGACACCAACGGCAACCGUCCGGCCAAUUUGGAAAGCCAGAUCGUACCGACCCAGCCGCUGCACGAUAACAUUUCGGCCGAAGGCUUCUCGAAAGACGUUUGCCGGGCGAUGGUGGCCAUGCUGGACGUGGACCACACGGGUAAGCUCGGUUUCGACGAGUUCCAGCAGCUGCUGACCGACAUUGCCAAGUGGAAGGCUGUCUUCAAGCUGUACGAUACGCAAGGUUCCGGACGAUUGAGCGCGUUCCAGUUGCGCGACGCGCUCAACUCGGCCGGCUACCAUCUGAACAAUCGCAUCCUGAACGCGUUGGUCCAUCGGUACGGUUCGCGCAGUGGAACGAUCCCGUUCGAUGACUUCAUUAUGUGUGCCGUCAAGAUUAAAACCAUGAUCGAAAUCUUCCGCGAACGAGACACCGAUGGGUCCAAUCAGGCCACGUUCACCAUGGACGAUUGGGUCGAGAAAACACUGUAUUCUUAGACGGCCGCAAGUGUCCGGGGCCGGGCUCCUCUCGCAUUUCGUUCUAUACAUAAAAAGCUUUCCACUCUCCUCUCGAAAUCGCUCGAAAUAAUCGAUCAUUAUUGUGUUGUGUAAUGCGAUCGCUAUAAGGAUACCCACCAUCACACAUACACGCGCAUGUGUUGACUAGUAAUUAGUUGAGCGACAAUGGGGUCCCCAUUGUUCUCCGUUGGUGUUACCCAUUUACUUAACCAUAAUUUACAUCCACCUCUGUUUGCCGGAAUCAAAGAUUCCACUCCUUAAUGCCAGUUACGAAACGGAACAAGCUACAUCCGGAGGAUUCUUUGCUGCCCCUUGAUUGGCCAAGAAACAGAAAUUAUUUGAGGCAUUUUUCUAAAUUUUUGGCGGCUUCUUUAUUUAUUGAUAUAUUUUAACAAACAACAAAUACGAUGGAUCACGCGCACCUCAGCCAUUUACGGCGUAAUAAUUCGAUUUUAGAUCCAUUGAAGUCUUUGAAGGCGCGCUUGCGGGGCCUUUUAUUUAAGUGUUAAACGUAUCAUCGAAGAUCGAUAUUUUAAACGAUAUAAUAAAAUUGUAUUU